AUGGCCAACAUCGAGACAGACAGAGCCGGAAUGGCUGCUUUGGCAAAGGUAGCCAGGAGCGGCGGCUCCAUCAUACAUGGUCCGGACCAACCGGGAAUCAUCAACAAGACAUUCGGCAAUCUCAUACGUGAACAAGCUCGGAAAAGGCCUGACGCAUUGCUGGUGGCUUCUCACCAUCAGCGCAAGAGUCUCACAUACGCCCAGGCGAACGACAGAAGCGACCGUCUUGCACAGGGGCUGGCUUCACUUGGUGUCCAACGUGGAGACCGCGUGGCCAUACUCAUGGGCAACGAGAUUGAGUAUGUGGAAAUCUUCUUCGCCUGCACCAAACUCGGAGCUUUGGUGACCCUAGUCAACUAUGCGUACACUGAGCAGGAGCUUCACUCGGUCAUAUCAUCUUGCGGAGUCUCAGUCCUUGUCAUGGUCCCCGGUUUCGACAGGUAUGACUACAAGCCAUGGGUACGCAACUUAAAGGCCGGAGUUCCGUCCCUGGAAACGAUCAUUGUCGCACACUCGAACGGAGAGUUUGGCGAUGUAUCCCUGGACUACGAAGAGGUUCUCAGAAGCGGUAUGAAAGACGUUGUUGAUCUACUUGCAAUCCAAGAUACCUUGGACGGCAGGGACAUGAUGAACCUCCAGUUCACCAGCGGCUCCACGGGCCUUCCCAAAGCCGCUGCCCUGACUCAUCAAGGGAUCUACAACACGGGAAGAUUCAUUGGAGAUACCAUGUAUCUAAAGGCGUCGGACAGAGUGUGUCUUCCAGUUCCCUUCUUCCACAGCUUCGGGCUCAUUAUCGGUCUGGCCACCGUCGCGGCUCACGGAGCCUCAAUAAUCCUUCCCGACAACCAUUUUAACAUCGAGGCGACUCUGGUCUGUAUUCCAAAAUAUCAAUGCACUGGGCUGUACGGAGUCACUACCAUGUUCGUGGCGGAGAUGGCCCAUCCCAACUUCAGCAGAUACAAUCUUGACAGUCUACGAUUCGCAAUACUUGCAGGUUCAGCUGUUCCCGAAGCGCUCAUGAGGCACGUGUGGUCCGUUUUUGGAAUCACCCAAACACACACAAACUGGGGCAUGACUGAAGCUUCGUCCAUCGUUACGAUGACGCGGGAUACAGAUACGAUCCCUCAACGCACUAUCACUUCGGGACGACUGUUCCCCGGAUUCUCCGCACGUAUCGCGGAUCCUUCGACCGGAAGAACUGUACCGUGGGGAGAGCGAGGAGAGAUUCUGCUCCGCGGAUACGGCGUUCAGACAUGCUACUAUGGGAAUGAUGCGAUGACUGGGAAGGCCCAUCAAACAUCAGAUGAGGACGGGCUAGAGUGGUUUCAUACCGGAGAUGAAGGGUAUUUGGACGAGGAGGGAUUCUUCGUGAUCACGGGCCGCAUCAAGGAUAUGAUCAUUCGCGGCGGAGAAAACAUCGCGCCCCUAGAGAUCGAAGAACGCCUGGUAGCUCAUCCGGCUAUAUCUCAAGCAGCUGUUAUUGGCGUGCCAGAUGAGAAAUAUGGGGAGCAAAUUUGUGCCUUUGUUGAGCCAUCUUCCGACAGCAGCAGUGGCAGCAGGCCAACGGACAGAGAACUACAGACCUGGGUAGCAGAGACGCUGGCAAGAUUUAAACAACCAAAGUACAUAAUAUGGCUCGGCUCGCACGCAGACUUUUGCGUUUGGCCUAAGACGGCGAGCGGAAAACUGAGGAAGCCGGACUUGCGGCUCCUUGCUCCAGGGAUCCUGGCAACAAAAGGGGGCGAGAAUGCGUUGCCUAGACCCAGACUUUGA
Molecule: messenger RNA, 1773 nt
Organism: Colletotrichum gloeosporioides
Lineage: Eukaryota; Fungi; Ascomycota; Sordariomycetes; Glomerellales; Glomerellaceae
Product: putative acyl-CoA synthetase YngI
Exons: 1
Coding region: 1-1773 (590 amino acids)
Biological process (GO): fatty acid metabolic process
Molecular function (GO): medium-chain fatty acid-CoA ligase activity
Source: RefSeq, a predicted model, not a curated record